Lodderomyces elongisporus is the source of this 1206-nucleotide messenger RNA. RefSeq lists its product as uncharacterized. Gene Ontology annotation, cellular component: mitochondrion. The transcript has a single exon. Gene Ontology annotation, biological process: carnitine biosynthetic process. The record is from RefSeq and is a predicted model, not a curated record. Lineage: Eukaryota; Fungi; Ascomycota; Pichiomycetes; Serinales; Debaryomycetaceae. The coding region runs from base 1 to 1206 and encodes 401 amino acids. Gene Ontology annotation, molecular function: iron ion binding; trimethyllysine dioxygenase activity.
AUGUCAAUAAAAAGCAUUGAGCAUGAAACUAAAGGUAAUCAGUUGGAGUUGAAUUGGGAUGAUGGUCAAUCCUCUUUAUACCACUACAUCUGGCUUAGAGAUAAUUGUCAUUGUUCCGAAUGCUUUUAUCCAUUGACAAAACAGAGACUACUCAACUCAGCUUCAAUUCCAAACGAUAUUAAACCAAAGGAUGUAUCAAGUAGUGGCUCUAGCAGCAAUGAAUUAGUUCUGAUUACUUGGGAUGAUAAUCACAAAUCUGAAUAUGGUGCUAAUUGGCUUCGUAUCCACUCCUACAAUCCCAGAUUAGUUCCUAUUGAGAAGAAACUAAAAAACGCAAACACAAUUCUUAAACAAGAGCUUUGGCAAGUCAAGGAUAUACAAAACGAUAUGCCAAAAGUGGAUUUCAAUACUGUUAUGAAGUCGUCUGAUGAAACAGAUGGAGAGGAAGCCAUUAAGGACUGGAGUUUGAAGAUUUGGAAGCAUGGAUUUUGUCUUAUAGAUAAUGUACCAGAAACCCCAGAAGACACUGAAAAGUUAUGCGAGAAACUCAAUUAUAUUCGACCAACACAUUAUGGAGGAUUCUGGGAUUUCACUUCUGACUUGGCCAAGGCUGAUACUGCAUAUACGAACUUUGAUAUAAGCAAUCACACUGAUGGUACUUAUUGGUCAAACACACCAGGAUUGCAAUUGUUUCAUUUGCUUUAUCAUGAUGGCGAGGGUGGAACCACCUCACUUGUGGAUGCAUUUAAAUGUGCCGAGAUAUUGAAAGCAAAACACCCAGAAAGUUUUGAAAUUUUCACAAGAAUAAGAGUUCCUGCGCAUUCAGCGGGCGAAGAGAAGGUGUGUAUCCAACCAGAUAUUCCACAACCAGUCUUUAAGUUGGAUCAACAAGGUCAAUUGAUUCAGGUUAGAUGGAACCAAAGCGAUCGUUCGACAAUGGAUUCUUGGGAAAACCCAGAGGAUGUUGUUAAAUUUUACCAAGCAAUUAAGGAUUGGGUCGCGAUAAUCACAGAUCCAGAGAAUGAACUUUGGCAUCAGAUGAAGCCUGGCCAGUGUUUGAUAUUUGACAACUGGAGGGUCUUCCAUUCUAGAAGCGAAUUUACAGGAAAGAGAAGACUCUGUGGUGCAUACUUGGAAAGGGACGAUUUUGUCUCGAGGUUGAAAUUGUUGGCAUUAGGAAGGGAAGCUGUACUAGAGUCCAUUUAA